AGGGGACAUUAACCUAAAAUUUACAUAUUUCUCAAUAUGUUUCUACCGACAGCAUCCUGUUUUUUUUUUACAUUCAGACAGCGUUUCAAAAAAAAAAAAACAGACAACGAUGGACCUAAAGGCGGAUUAACCGAUUCGUCUCUGCUUCGUUUCCAGCUCGCGCUUUCAAAUUCCGAUAGCUGUAAUUUUAUGGAAUCGAUAUAAGAGAAGCCGAUCCGCAACACUGGAACUCAGAUCUUGGUUUACCAAUACGUUUUAGAACAUAUAAGAUGAUGGAGAGAGGUCCAACAGAAGAAGUGCCUUUAAUUUAAAUGGGAUAUACGAAGUUCUGUUAUCCAGGAAGUGUAAUACAACAAAAUCGACAUAAGAUAAGUUUAUCUGCUAAACAAAAUAAGUUUGCUUCCUUCGACUAAUUUGAAGUUUUAUUUGUUCGCGAAUCACAGGAAACCUCCAAUUUUUAAUUUUGUACGGCAAACUGAAACACCUAAAGAUCAUUGGAUACAUGGGUAAUACAUUAUGUCUUAAACAUAUAUUUUCAUUUUACAUUAGAAUCAGUAAUAUAUUUCGAUAAAUCGUUUGUUUCUUUCACUGGUUAUUGACUUGCUUAUUGUUUAAACAUAUAUGUGAGGUUUGUCAACGGGAGUAUUGAAAAAGUUCAAGGAAUACAACUGAGAUUUGCGGACAAAGGUCGCAGAAUAAACAAAGGAGAUUUGUGGACAAAAACCUGUUGAGAUGAGGCAUGCAAAUAAGAUAGCUUAGUACUUAAACAGUAGCCCAUACUGGUGGAAGCAACAUAUGGAGUUUGUGAAAGUUUGCCAAAAGUGGAAGAAGAUAUAGGUGGCGUAAGAACCCCUGGUGAGACAACUCUACCACUUUGAGGUUUCUUGGUGAGAUCCUUCGAUAUCCUGCCAAAAAUUAACUUUAAAGGUACAUAAUUAUUAUGCGAGAUGUAUAACUACAACGAUAAUAAACUAUAUAAUUACCAUUCACUCGAGGUACACAUUUAGUAUGCGAGAUAUAUAGCGAGAAAGCCAAUAUGAGUACAAUUACCAUUCAGUCGAGGACGGGACUUUGAAGUAGAGGUGUUAUCCUGAAUGUCAACAAUGUCAUCCACUGAUCGCUUAGGAGUUGUCAUCCGGCUAGAACUCUCAUCACUGUGUGGAGAACUUUGGCUUCAAUAAACCAAGAAGUCUUCCAUGGACGAAUCUCAUCAAGUUUUGAUAUGGCGGAAAUAUAUUUAUAUAUAUGAGGAAAAAAGAGAGAUGCCUGAUGAUUGACAAUACACAGGAAACAUAAGGUUGAGAAGGGAAAAGAAGGCGUCGAUGGAGGAAGUCCGUCGGUCGGUUCGGUUUACCGGAGUAUCUACGCCAAAGACGGUUUUCCUGAACCGGCCGAUGAUCUCCUCAGUUGCUGGGAUAUUUUCCGCUUAUCUGCAGAGAAAUCUCCAGAUAAUCCCAUGCUUGGCCGUAGAGAAAUUGCUGAUGGAAAAGCUGGUAAAUAUGUAUGGCAAACUUACAAAGAAGUAUAUGAUAUAGUGAUCAAGCUUGGAAACUCUAUCCGGACUAUUGGAGUUGGAAAAGGAGAGAAAUGUGGUAUUUAUGGCGCCAACAGCCCUGAAUGGAUUAUAAGCAUGGAGGCUUGCAACGCUCAUGGACUCUACUGUGUACCUCUGUAUGACACUCUUGGUGCUGGAGCAAUAGAAUUCAUCAUUUGUCAUGCUGAGGUUUCGCUUGCUUUUUCUGAGGAGAAAAAGAUUUCUGAGUUAUUGAAGACAGCUCCAAAUUCAACUACAUAUUUGAAGAAUAUUGUGAGCUUUGGGGAGGUUUCAAAUGUGCAGAGAGUAGAAGCUGAGAGGCACGGGUUAUCGAUAUACUCAUGGGACCAAUUUUUGAAGCUAGGUGAAGGUAAACAUUUUGAGUUACCGGAGAAAAAAAGAAGCGAUAUUUGCACCAUAAUGUAUACAAGUGGCACAACUGGUGAUCCUAAAGGAGUCUUGCUCACAAAUGAGAGCAUUAUUUAUCUACUUGAAGGUGUUAAAAAGUUGCUUAAAACUAUCAAUGAAGAGUUAACCAGUAAAGAUGUUUACCUCUCAUAUCUACCUCUGGCUCAUAUCUUCGAUCGCGUGAUUGAGGAAUUGUUUAUAUAUGAAGCAGCCUCCAUAGGAUUUUGGAGAGGGGAUGUUAAGAUUUUAGUUGAAGACAUUGCUGCUUUGAAACCGACUAUUUUCUGCGCUGUUCCUCGUGUGCUAGAGAGGAUAUACAACGGUCUUCAGCAGAAACUUUCUGAUGGUGGUUUCUUAAAGAAGACCUUAUUUAACUUCGCCUUCAACCACAAACAUAGUAACAUGGUGAAAGGAAAGCCUCAUGAACAAGCAGCUCCACUCUUUGACAAAAUUGUAUUUAAAAAGGUAAAAGAAGGUUUAGGAGGAAGAGUGCGUCUAAUACUCUCAGGAGCAGCUCCUCUUGCAGCUCACAUCGAAUCUUUCCUUCGAGUUGUCGCAUGUGCUCAUGUUCUUCAAGGAUACGGUCUAACGGAGAGUUGUGGUGGGACAUUUGUGUCGAUACCAAAUGAGCUUCAAAUGCUUGGAACGGUUGGUCCACCGGUUCCAAACGUUGACAUAAGGCUCGAGUCAGUUCCAGAGAUGGGUUACGACGCUCUUGCUAGCAAGCCACGUGGAGAGAUUUGCAUAAGAGGAAAGACUUUGUUCUCUGGAUAUUACAAACGUGAGGAUCUCACUCAAGAAGUCUUCAUUGAUGGAUGGCUUCACACUGGUGAUGUCGGUGAGUGGCAACCUGAUGGAGCCAUGAAAAUCAUCGACAGAAAGAAGAACAUCUUUAAACUCUCACAAGGAGAAUACGUUGCGGUUGAGAACUUGGAGAACAUUUACAGCCACGUAGCCGCCAUUGAAUCGAUAUGGGUAUAUGGAAACAGCUAUGAGUCUUACUUAGUGGCGGUGGUAUGUCCAAGCAAGAUACAGAUCGAACAUUGGGCUAAAGAACACAACGUUUCAGGAGACUUUGAGACUAUCUGUCAAAACCAAAAGACCAAAGAGUUUAUCCUUGGAGAGUUCAAUAGAGUAGCCAAAGACAAAAAGCUGAAGGGAUUUGAGCUGAUAAAAGGUGUUCACUUGGACACAGUUCCAUUCGACAUGGAAAGAGAUCUCAUCACACCUUCUUACAAGAAGAAAAGGCCUCAGCUUCUCAAGUACUAUCAGAAAGAGAUUGAUGAAAUGUAUAACAAGGCAAACAAGUGAAGCUUUUAUACUACUAUGGAGCCAGUGUGAAAAGGAAUUUGUUGGGCAAGUCUCCGGUUAUAUAUUUCUAUUUGUUAUAUGUCUUGUGUUGUGUUACAAACUUAUGCUUGUAUCCUAAGAACAAAAAAUAUAACAUAAGGCUGUUUUGUGCUUGUAAACAAAGAUGUAUCUUUAUAUAAUUAUGUGCAUUUGUAUUUUAUGUUGUGAUAAAAUUCUCUGUCUUUUUUAGUAGA
Messenger RNA from Raphanus sativus (radish), 3486 nucleotides. Its product is annotated as long chain acyl-CoA synthetase 3. NCBI's taxonomy places the organism in Eukaryota, Viridiplantae, Streptophyta, Magnoliopsida, Brassicales, Brassicaceae. The coding region runs from base 1457 to 3253 and encodes 598 amino acids. The transcript has 27 exons. The record is from RefSeq and is a predicted model, not a curated record. Gene Ontology annotation, molecular function: long-chain fatty acid-CoA ligase activity. Gene Ontology annotation, biological process: fatty acid metabolic process. Gene Ontology annotation, cellular component: membrane; endoplasmic reticulum.